Oryzias melastigma (Indian medaka) is the source of this 3234-nucleotide messenger RNA. RefSeq names its product major facilitator superfamily domain containing 11 (gene mfsd11). The record is from RefSeq and is a predicted model, not a curated record. Bases 334 to 1686 code for a protein of 450 amino acids. NCBI's taxonomy places the organism in Eukaryota, Metazoa, Chordata, Actinopteri, Beloniformes, Adrianichthyidae. The transcript is spliced from 14 exons.
CUGUGGUUUGGUCCCGCGCGGCGCAGCUUCUGUAGAUCUGCGGUUGCUUCAUGUUAGCUCCUUUGUCAGCUGACUCAUUCACAUGACUCCCCGGUUCGCCUCGGUCUGCCCUGUUUUCCGAUGCUGCAAAGAUAAGGAAAUAGAUUUUAAAUCACCGGAGGAUUAGCUCCGUUGUAGAUUAGGGACCACUCGGAGGAGAUAGAUGGCUGAAAACACCGGACUGUAAACAAGAAGCUAGCUAAGCUAAUGAAGAGGCUGUAAACAGGCACGCGGAGGAGCUGUUAGCGGGUUAGCUAAAACGUCCUGAGUCUUGGUCAUCAGAACUCUGCCAACAUGAGUCCAGAAGGGAAGAAGCUCUGGAACAUCAUCAUCCUCGGCUUCGGCUUCAUGUUCAUGUUCACUGCUUUUCAAACAUGUGGAAACAUCGAGCAAACUGUGAUAAAAAGCUUCAACAGCACAGAGUUUCAUGGAAGCGGAUACACCAGCAUGGCCAUCAUCUACGGAGUUUUCUCGGCCUCCAACCUGAUCGCGCCGUCGGUGGUGGCGGUCAUCGGGCCUCAGCUCUCCAUGUUCUUUAGCGGCCUCUUAUACAGCUGCUACAUCGCCGUGUUCAUUUACCUGUACACCUGGAGUUUCUACACGGCGUCUGUGCUGGUUGGAGUCGCAGCUGCAGUGCUGUGGACGGCUCAGGGAAACGUUCUCGCCAUCAACUCCUCCGACACCACCAUUGGAAGAAAUAGUGGCAUUUUCUGGUCGCUGCUGCAGUUCAGCUUGUUCUUCGGGAACCUGUACAUCUACUGCUCCUGGCACGGACACGUUCACAUCACAGACCGGGACCGUCAGACCGUCUUCAUCUCUCUCACCGUCAUCAGUCUGGUCGGCUGCUUCCUCUUUUUCCUGAUCCGGAAGCCCGAGCCAGAGAGUCCCUCUGCGCCUGAGGGGGCGGAGUCACUGCUGCCCUCGGAUUCCAGUGACAGCGCCGCCGAGCGCCCCGCCAGUCUUUGUGCUCAGGCUCUUGAUGCUUUCGUCAAAGCCUGUAAAAUGUUUGUGACCAAAGAAAUGCUGCUGCUGAGCGUCUCCAUCGGAUACACGGGCCUGGAGCUCACCUUCUACAGCGGCGUGUACGGGACCUGCAUCGGCGCCAUGACGCGCUUCGGCACGGACGCCAAGAGCCUGAUCGGAAUUUCUGGGAUCUGCAUCGGCAUCGGCGAGAUCCUGGGAGGGGGCGUGUUCGGCCUUCUGAACAAGAGCAACCGCUUCAGCAGGAACCCCGUGGUGCUGCUGGGACUGCUCACCCACUAUCUAGCCUUCUACUUGAUUUUUCUCAACAUUGCCAGCGAUGCUCCUCUGGCACCGGAGGCGGGAACUGACCUGGAGGCGUUCAUCACUCCCAGCGUGGGCGUGGCGUUGCUCUGCAGCUUCCUGCUCGGCCUGGGCGACAGCUGCUUCAACACGCAGCUCCUGAGCAUCAUCGGCCUCUUGUUCCGCGACAACAGCGCCCCGGCAUUCGCCGUCUUCAAAUUCAUCCAGUCCAUCAUGGCGGCGGUGGCCUUCUUCUACAGCAACUACCUGCUGCUGCACUGGCAGCUGCUCAUCCUGGUGGUCAUGGGCUUCCUGGGCACCGUUUCCUUUUUCGUGGCGGAGUGGGUGGCCCAGGCCAGCAGGAGGGACUACGACCGGUUCUGAGCGGCCUCUGCAGAGAACGCUGUCCGGUCCAGAACCCACAGACUGCGGUAUGUUUGGUUUUACCUGAGCUGCCCCGACUAUCUGACAGAAAACACUCGUGGACGGAGGAAACACCUGUCCUUCACCUCUGGCUUGUUAUGGUUUCAUUUGCACACUUUGAGCGGUUCUCCUCCCAGACAGACGGAUGGAGACGCCAAACUCUGACUUAAAGCCAAUAAGGCUCCAUCCUGCUGGUGAUGACGGAGCGUUGAGGGACUUAAUGGUGAAUCUGCUGCACAUUUAUUGACACUCGGUGAAUGUGAUUCACUCACUGUAGCUGAGCUGUCUUCAUUCAGACGAUGUUCACUGUACAUAAAAUCCAUCGUCUCACGUUUGCUGCCCUCACUGAUCAUUUCCUGAUGGACUUUUGGACAAUGUAUUUGAAAAAAUAAUUAAGACAAAUGGAUUUAUGGUUAAAAAAAUGACCUUGAAUCAGUUUAGAAUUCAGAGAAAUGUAUCUGGAAACUUCACAAAGUGGAUUUUGGCUUGAGUCUGUGACUCCGUUUGGCUUUGAGGUCCAGACUGAGGCUUCAGUCUCUGGAAAAUACUUUAAAAACGACUAAUACUAAUUAAACGUCGCCUCUCCUCUGACUUAAAGGGACCUGGUUGUUAGGAGGAACGUCUCCUGAAUGCUGUCAAAACUGCUGGUUAGCUGUGGUUGGACAGAAAAUGAAACAAAGCCUUUUAUUUUGAAAAGCAAACCUGAGCCGCAGACAACUUCCUGUCACAUGUAAACCGCUUUCUGCAGCCAUGAAGGAUUUAUCAGACAUUAUUCCUUCAAUUGAAAGUAAAAACAAAUAGCUUUGCAAUGAAUAAUCAUGAAGAUAAAAUCUGAAAUAUAUUCAUUUUGAAAAAAGGGAAUAAAAUGCUGCGUUUAUUGCCAAUAUUUAUAUCCAUUUCUAAAUGUUUUUGACUGUCGGCAGAAAUCUAACAAUAAGAAUAAUCAUGUAAUUAUUUCAUUUGUUUACUAUACUUUAUCAACUCAAAUUCAUGUUAUGCACACAAACAGAUAUAGCUUCUUGUUAAUUUCACUGCUUUAUUUUUCCAAUUUUUGUUUUUCUUCAAUAAUAGAAGUUUAAAUUUUUGGUGCCUUUUUUGAGCCUUCUUUUUUUUGUCAUUGUCUGCCAAAUAUUGUCUCAAUCAAACCUUUUGGAUCACAUUUUGCCCCAGAACAACUGUCAUUCUCACAGUUCUAAAGGCGGAGCUGCACGUCAGCGUCCGUCACGUCGUCGGUCUGAUCGAUCCAAAGCUGAAUCCAGCUGCUGUCUGCGUUUAACUGUCACUUUAAUGUAAUUGUUAAUUUAUUUCUCGUCAAACAGAAUGGGUGUUUACAUUUAUUUUUGUUUCAAUCUUUUUUUUUUUAUGUUGUGGCUGCAAUGUGCAAUCAAGGGUAAUAAGGGAGGUAAAUAUGCCAUAAGGGUGAUUUUUAUACUUGAAAACGAUCAUUCAGAAUGUGGUUAAGAAUUUUGCUGUCUUGUUUUUAUCAAUAAAAUGUUCCUCUGACCUCCA